CAUUAGCACGUGAAUGGAUGAUGAGCUGUCAGGUAACCAGUGCGCAGGACGCACGUCGAUUUCCUUUAAUGUUCUCAGCUACUUGUUAAACAUGAAAAGGGGGGAGUGUGCGGGUAUAUAAGGCGCGGCCGCUCCGUGCGCUGCUGCGCACCGGAUUUUGACGCAGAGCUGGAAGAUGCGCACACUGGCUGCGGCGCUGCACGCUUUUCUGCUCGUCCUGCUGGCGCACGGCCAGCAAAAAACAAGAGAUGGACUUUACACCAGACUCGUGCACGGACCCACGCAGGCCUACCACCUGCCCACGUACAUGGUGCACCUCUACAGGAACUUCAGGUCCAACUUCUCCCGGCCGAUGGACGCCAUGGAGCAAACCGCCGCCAGGAACGCAGACACCAUCAGGAGCGUCCUGGCCAAAAGUUUGAUGUAUAGGCAGAGACGAUGGAUCGCAACCUUUGACCUCAACACUUUGCUGGCCGACAAACACAUUCAGGCAGCGGAGCUGAGAAUCAGGCUUCCACACAUGCUGAACAUCUCUGACAUCACCGUGGAGGUCUAUCACCAACGUGGACAAGCAUGCUAUGCACACACGAGCUGCCAGCGACAGCACCUGGUUGGACUCCUCAGUGCAUCCUCGCUGGUCACUUCCAGUCAGAACUGGAAGGUUUUCAACAUGACAAGCCCCCUGUUGAGCUGGCUGGGAGAAAAAUCAACAGCGAGAAUUCGGCAAAAAGUAGAAUCAAGAGGACGGAGCGUGGAAAAAAUCAAAACAGGCCUGUCCUUUCCUGAUCAUCCUGUCCACAUGUCGAGCCUGAGGAAGGAGCAGGACGUGAGUGACUGGGCCCUGUUGGUUAUCUACUCAAAUACGGGGUCUGAUAAAAACUCAAAGGCCAAAGCCAGUUUGCUUCACACAGCUGAACAAUCCAAGUUCUUGUCCCCUGCUGAAAUCAAAAACCACCGCUGGCCAAGAAGGCGCAGGAGCAAACGGGGCCAGAGAGAGGACACAGGGAGAAGUCCGCAGCUGUCCAAAAGAACAAGUGAAAGUCCUCUCUGUCAAAGAGUUGACCUACAUGUUGACUUUAAUCAAAUUGGCUGGGGGUCUUGGAUUAUCUUUCCUAAAACAUAUAAUGCCUACCGCUGUGAGGGUUCAUGUUCCAGUCCUCUGGGAGAAGAUCUAAAUCCAACAAAUCACGCUUACAUGCAGAGUUUAUUGAAGCAUUACCACCCUGACCGAGUGGUGCCGCCCUGCUGUGGCCCAACCAAAAUGAGCCCGUUGAGCAUGUUGUACUACGAAAAUGGAGAGAUGCUCCUCCGACAUCAUGAAGACAUGAUUGUGGAUGAGUGCGGCUGCCUGUGACUGUUAUCCUCCAGGAUUUACUCAGACUUGUGCUUGUACAGCGUGAUCGUGCUGCAUGUGCUUUACAUGCCAAAUUGGCAGAAAACACUUAAAAUAGAAAAAAAAAGCUCUUUGAUAUUUGUCACGGUGCACUGGGAGGUUUGCAUGUGCAGAAAUAAUCUAUUAAUUUGUGAUGUAAAUUUUGUGGAUUGUAUUAUGGAGAUUGUUAAUUGCUGUGUGAUCAAUUACAGAAUGAACCCAAACAUGCAGGCAGUA
Molecule: messenger RNA, 1609 nt
Organism: Thalassophryne amazonica
Lineage: Eukaryota; Metazoa; Chordata; Actinopteri; Batrachoidiformes; Batrachoididae
Gene: ndr2
Product: nodal-related 2
Exons: 3
Coding region: 176-1354 (392 amino acids)
Biological process (GO): SMAD protein signal transduction; BMP signaling pathway
Cellular component (GO): extracellular region
Molecular function (GO): growth factor activity; cytokine activity; type I activin receptor binding
Source: RefSeq, a predicted model, not a curated record